Messenger RNA from Oreochromis aureus, 979 nucleotides. RefSeq names its product V-set domain containing T-cell activation inhibitor 1-like. NCBI's taxonomy places the organism in Eukaryota, Metazoa, Chordata, Actinopteri, Cichliformes, Cichlidae. The coding region runs from base 158 to 979 and encodes 273 amino acids. The transcript is spliced from 4 exons. The record is from RefSeq and is a predicted model, not a curated record.
CCGAGUGAGCAGCUGAAAGUCAGCUUUAUUUCAAAUUUAAAUGUAAUCUGAUUUAUUCAGUAUUUACAGUCAGGCUCUGUUAUUGACUGAAAACUCCGACAGACUCAGACAUUUAGAACAAACUAAGAGUCGGAUCAGCACAAAUACUGACACAGAGAUGGCUGCUGGCACUGCACUGCUCUGCUCCUCUUUGCUGUUUGUCCAUGUCUUCGUCUCUGCAGAGCCUAAGAUCAUUACAGCAAAGUCUGGACAGGACGUCACUCUGACAUGUCGAGCUCCAAAUAUCAGCAUCACAGGUGUAAAGUGGAGCAGAAAUCACCUGGAGCCAGAAAAUAUCUUUUUGUACCAGGAUGGUCGCUUUGAUCCAGACAACCAGCAUCCAUUUUUUAAGAACCGGGUGGAUCUGCAGGACAGACAGAUGAAGGAUGGAGACGUGUCUUUGAUUCUGAAGGAUGUGACGAUUAUUGACACUGGAACAUACAUGUGUGGUGUCUUCACAGAAGGAGCAGAUUUAUUGAACCUCAUCACCAUGAUCGACCUGAGUGUUGAUCCUGCAGUUGAGAAAACCAUCACAGCUGAGUUUAGACAGAAGAGUGUCACUCUGACAUGUCGAGCUCCAAACAACAAGAAGAUCACUGGUGUAAAGUGGAUCACAGAUGACCUGAAAUCAGUUCUUUUGUACCAGGAUGGUUACUUUGAUCCAUCCAACCAGCCUCCAUCUUUUAAGAACCGAGUGAAUCUGCGGGACAAACUGAUGAAGGAUGGAGACGUGUCUUUGAUUCUGAAAGAUGUGAUCACUGAUGACACUGGAAGAUAUGUGUGUGCUGUCUUCAUGGAAGAAACAAGCUCAUGGAAGUUCAUCAGCAGCAUCUACCUAAGGGUUUCUCCAGUGGCUGACCGUAUGGAGGACUCAGGCGCAGACACUGGACAAGGCAUGAAACUGAGUUUUGAACGAAAAGCGAGCCUUUAUUUCAGCUGA